GCCAGUACGAGCGAUACCUCAAGUAUUCUGGCGCAACUCGGAAUUAUACAUACUGUGAACGGAUGCUGCAGGCUCGUCUGCCGUUUCUUAUCAGCAUGCCACUGUGCUGAGGUAGGUAAGCUUCGGGGGGUUCUAAUCGAUCGGCAUAUUCCUGGAUGCUUCCGGGUCUAGGUCUGAAAUUUUUUUGUUCUGUCCUCCCUGAGCCCUCCACUGGCGCGGGAGUCGGAGAUGGUACUGCCGGAGGGGCGCCUGGAGGGCUUUGGCAUCAGCCACUGCCACUCGUGAUCUCCUGAAAACCCCCUCCGAAGCAAUUCACUCCCCUCAUUUUCUUUAUUUCCAUGCACGUUCCCUUCAUUUCACGUAGGGCCCGGCGUGGAGCAGUUGCAGUCGGUGGCGAAGGUGGUAUCGGUGCUGGUGCUGGUGCUGGUGAGGGUGCGGGUGCGGGCGGUUUGAAGGGCCCGGGAGAAAGCGAAAGUUCUGGCAGUGGUGGUACUUCGACUGGCAAACUAAGUUCGGUUCCUCUUUCGUCUUCGUCGAGUUCGUCCGGAAGUCUCGGGAAGAGUAGUGCGACUGCUUAUGGAUAUGGCGGUGGAGAGUCCAUCGUGAUCCCCCCCGAUGAGUUGUUCGCCAGGCGGAGUGCUGGUGGGGGAACGAGGGACCAGAUAUUCGGCAGCAGAACCUAUGGAAGCGGAUAUCCGGGCAUCACAGGACGCGGUGUUUCAGGUCGUGGUUUCCCGUUCUGGUACUGGCCAGUCGUGUGGAUUGACACUGCAGCAGAGAGUCAACCUUAUCUCAAUGGUUCAGAGUACGGGGACGCCUAUAAUACAAGUCGUUUCGGCGGUCCCCUCGUGGAAGCCACGUUUAUAUCCAACACUUCCAGCCCAAAUACCGUAUUUCAUGUCUUAUCUGACAACAGCACCAUUGUUAGCGUCGUACUAACGCUGGAUGGGUACAACAAUUCAGUAACGCUCAGUAACAAUACCAAUAUGACGGAUUCACCCCUUCCGCCGAACAUCGAUACGAAUUUAACAGUUUGCUUGAAUCAGACGAUCGGAUUGGCAGUUCCACUUGUUGACGGUGCUCUCCCAUCGUCAUUCGCGGCGCGUCUAUUGGCUAGUACGGUGUUGCUGGGCACAGCAACACAAUUAUUGUUGUCACUCGCUUGACGACAUCUCUACUGUACUUGUGCGUUGGGAGUGUAGCAUUAUUCUAUUCCGUCUUGUUUCCUGCGUCCUUGUUGUUGUAGCCGCCUAGGUCUGUAUUUUUGGAGGUUCACUAUUCAAAAUUCAAUAUCAAUGUUCAUUAUUGACAGAAAUAAGAAUAUAGGGCUGUG
This is a messenger RNA of Pisolithus orientalis, 1333 nucleotides long. RefSeq lists its product as uncharacterized. The transcript is spliced from 6 exons. The record is from RefSeq and is a predicted model, not a curated record. NCBI's taxonomy places the organism in Eukaryota, Fungi, Basidiomycota, Agaricomycetes, Boletales, Pisolithaceae. The coding region runs from base 339 to 1166 and encodes 275 amino acids.